CUCCUGAAUGCCGAGAAAGCACGAGUUCACGAUGAAGUGAUAUCACAGCAGGAGAAACCAGUCAUUAGGCAUUAUGUAAACAUUAGGCUGGAGAGAUGGAUGACACGUUCAAGGAGGGCAAACUCCUCUCUUUUCUUUUUUACCAAGCUGUGCGGGACCAUAAACCUGUGUGGAUGUUGGAGGACAUGCGCAACAUGGAGACAUUUCACUGGGAAGAAGACACCCGGCAACGGACAUACACUCCUUCCCAAGCACUUCUGUAUGCCAUCGUGCACGACCACAGAGCUUAUGCACGAUAUCUGCUGAAUCAGUUCUCAGACAGCGCUCUUGCCAGGCCAGGUGAGCAUUUCUGCUGCUCUUCAUCAUCUGCUCCACACCUGGCCAUGGCUGUCCGCUAUGACAGGAAGGACAUCAUGGCUCUCAUCCUUCAGGUGGCACAUAGAAUGCCCACUCUGCGCUCAUACAUGAACCGAGGUGGAUGUGACCAAAUGGAGGAUGGCAGAACUCCACUUCAUCUAGCAUGUGAGCUAUCACGCUCAGACGCCGUCAUGAUGUUAUUGGGAAAUGGGGCUUCACCGCAAGCUGAGGACCACAAUGGUAUGACACCGCUGGAUCUCAUCCUUGAGCAGCUUUGGACCUCCAAAGUGAACACAGGUGCCAGGAAGCUGUGCCUUGAGAACCUGCUCAUGUUCAUGCCUGAGGUGCGGUUCAAAAUGAAGAGCUCACUAGAAAAGGAUCCACAGUGCUGGUCUAAAGUUCUGGGAGAGGAACAGUUUAACUACCUCGUCGGGAGGAUUCCAGGAACGCUCUUUCUCAUAGCUAUGCAAAGAAUCCUGUCUCAACUGCCACCAGAAGAAUUUCCAAAAAGUCUGGACAAGCUACCCAUUCCGGCUUCUCUGAAACCCCUAACUCAGCCCUUACUGCAGUCCUAACAGUGGCCUGACAGUCCCACUGAAACAUACUUGGAAACUGCUUGGAGUUUGUUUGUUUUGUUUUGUUUCUAAUUUAUAUCAAUGUGACGCGCAUGAAUUUGACAUGUUUGUAUGUGUGUGUGGGGGGCGGGGUGUGUCAUGAAUUGAAGAUCAAAAUUGUCACUGUAACUUGAGUAAACAAAACGUCUUCCUGUUCUCGGAUUAAAUCAUGGAAACACCUCUUUUUUAUUUAUUAAAAAAAAAGACAAUAUUUUUAUAUGACUAGAAAUAUAUGAACAAGAAAUGUAUGAAUUCCUUAUGGUUUUAAUGAUUAUGCAAACUAAUCAAAUUUUACUUUUAUUCUUUCCGGGUUUUACUUUUGAGAACAUGCUUGUAUGUGUCUUAUUGGAAAACUGGAUGAUCCUGCUGACUUUUCCUCCUCACUUUUUAUCUACAUGGCUUUAAAUGCAAAAAAAAUUGUAAACAGUCAAAAGACAAAAGACUGAUCUUGAUCUGAAACGCGUUAUACCAUUAUAAUGUUGUUGUUGUUUUUGUGCUGCAUAAUGUGUCCAACUGAAAGGCAGUAAAAAGACAGAUGUCUUCCCAGAGACUUACUCCCAUAAAUCUGUUCACUGGACAGAGCUAUAAAAUAUAUCAUUUUUCAUUUUCAGUUUUAAGGUUUGUUUUGCACUAUAUUAUCAUUAUACAAUUAUGACCAUACAACUAUUGAAAGGGAGACAAUUAUUAUAUGAAAAUCUGAUCACAUGCCUGUCAACAGUAUUUAAUAUGCAAAUCUGAAAGUGUUUUGUUUUUUUCUUUGUACUGUCCAGCUGUGGUUUAACUGUAACCAUUAUUAUGUUAAGUUAUUUACCUCAUUGUGGACAAAAGAGAGAGAGAGAGAGAGAGAGAGAGAGAGAGAGAGAGAGAGAGAGAAUAAAUGAAUGAGUAACUACUAAUCUGUGACAGCUUUCUUAAUCCUUUCCCCUUUCAUUUUAUUCAUU
This is a messenger RNA of Ictalurus punctatus (channel catfish), 1912 nucleotides long. RefSeq lists its product as uncharacterized. The transcript is spliced from 2 exons. The coding region runs from base 96 to 932 and encodes 278 amino acids. Gene Ontology annotation, molecular function: protein binding. The record is from RefSeq and is a predicted model, not a curated record. NCBI's taxonomy places the organism in Eukaryota, Metazoa, Chordata, Actinopteri, Siluriformes, Ictaluridae.